CUUACUCUGAAAGCCUCCGAGCUUCCCACCUUUCAAGCCCACCAAAAAGCUCUCCAAUUUGGCGACUUUCCGGAUAUUUCGAUGCCUCAAGAAUGGAGUUUCUUUAGGAUUGGGUGAACAGAACAUCCGUCGUGGACAACACCCUCGCUUCGCCAAAAUUGAAGCCACCCAGCAGUUGACAGAAGCCCACUUGAAGGAUGGCUAUGCCGAGGCCUAUAAAGCUGGCCUAGACGCUGGCAAAGAAGAGACAAAGUGGGUGGCCUCAAAGCUGGUUUCGAGGUCGGCCAGCAACUAGGAUUCUAUCGAGGGUGUGUGGACGCGUGGAAUUCUGCAAUUCGAAUCGAACAGAAACAGUUUCUGAUUCGGCCAGUGUGCUGCAGCAAAGAGAGAAAUGUCAAAAUUGGUUCUUGCUUGCUGCAAGGUUUACAUUUCUGAAAGCAGAAACAAGGUUGCGCUGGAGUCAAUUGAACGUGCUGCCAAGCUCUUCCCUGAUGCACCCAUUAUCAACAAGUUCACAGAUGAGGUUUACAACAGAGUUGGAUAUACCCUUGUUUCCAAUCUCCCAUUAAAGCCAUCUGGAAAGUCAUGUUCCCUCAAAAGUGCUGUCCUGAACAUGAUUAAGGCUGCAUUUUCGUCGAUCAACUUCGACUCGCAUUGUGGCAGCCACCCUCGACUCGGAGUUGUGGAUCACAUAUGCUUUCAUCCCUUGGCUUCUGCUUCCUUGGAUGAUGCUGCUAUAAUUGCAAGGUCUCUGGCAGCUGAUGUUGGAUGUGGUCUACAAGUCCCAACAUUUCUCUACGGAGCAGCUCAUGAAGAGGGAAGGAAACUAGCCACGAUCAGAAGAGACCUUGGCUAUUUCAAGCCAAAUUCCGAUGGCUUACAAUGGGCUGGAGGGCUGCAAUCAGAUCCAUUGCCAGUGAACCCAGAUGAGGGUCCAGCUAAAGCAAGUAAAGCAACAGGCGUUGUGGUAAUUGGAGCAACAAAGUGGGUUGAUAACUACAAUGUCCCCAUUUUCACUACCAACAUCGCUGCUGCUCGUAAAAUCUCGAAGCAAGUGAGCGAGCGAGGAGGCGGGCUUCCAUCUGUUCAAGCAAUGGCUCUUGCUCAUGAUGAAGGCGUAAUCGAGGUGGCUUGUAAUUUGCUUGAACCAACUAAAGUGAGCGGUAAAAUGGUGCAGCUGGAAGUUGAAAGGCUUGCACAAAACGAGUGGUUAGCUGUGGGGGAAGGAUACUUCACAGACCUCUCGCAGGAGGCCAUAAUUCAAAGGUACCUCAAAUUGCUUUCUGGGUAAUCUUGAGAUUUACAUUUCAUCUAUUUGUAUAUCUCAAAUUUCAAUGUUUUGAUCUUCAAAGUAUGUGAUUUAAA
This is a messenger RNA of Cucurbita maxima (winter squash), 1365 nucleotides long. RefSeq names its product formimidoyltransferase-cyclodeaminase-like. The record is from RefSeq and is a predicted model, not a curated record. Gene Ontology annotation, molecular function: transferase activity; folic acid binding. The transcript is spliced from 4 exons. Bases 392 to 1291 code for a protein of 299 amino acids. Lineage: Eukaryota; Viridiplantae; Streptophyta; Magnoliopsida; Cucurbitales; Cucurbitaceae.